Laccaria bicolor S238N-H82 is the source of this 312-nucleotide messenger RNA. RefSeq lists its product as uncharacterized. Gene Ontology annotation, cellular component: U4 snRNP; U5 snRNP; catalytic step 2 spliceosome. NCBI's taxonomy places the organism in Eukaryota, Fungi, Basidiomycota, Agaricomycetes, Agaricales, Hydnangiaceae. The transcript has a single exon. Bases 1 to 312 code for a protein of 103 amino acids. The record is from RefSeq and is a predicted model, not a curated record. Gene Ontology annotation, molecular function: RNA binding. Gene Ontology annotation, biological process: mRNA splicing, via spliceosome.
AUGCUCAGUCUCAUCAACUGGAGACUGAAAGUCACGAUUAACGAUGGGCGCGCGUUAACGGGACAAAUGCUGGCAUUUGAUCGCCAUAUGAACUUGGUCUUGGCCGAUUGCGAGGAAUUUAGAAGAGUUCGUCCCAAGAAAAAGGCGGGGGAGGAGACGGCACCUGAACAAGAAAUGAAGCGAACACUUGGGCUUGUGAUCUUGCGUGGGGAGACAGUGGUCAGCCUAAGCGUUGAGGGGCCACCCCCUAUCGUUGAUGAGGACAAAAAGAACGCGGUGCGCGACUCAGAACAUGAUCAGCGUCGAUCUUGA